AUGAAAACAGACAUUUCUUUGGAUGAUUCACCAGUUGCUUCUGAUCCUCCCCUUCAAGCAACGCCAAAAGGGACCGUCGCCGUAGACCCACUGCCAAGAGUACAGAAUGUACUGGUACUCAGGUCUCCCUGUUCAGCAAUCGAAGCGUCCGUGAUUCCUUCAACCGAUGAUGCAAAGCUUCAGGAGCCAGGGGCGCUUGAAGUUGGUGAGGCUGACCUGAACAAAUCCGACUCGUUGUAUGCUCGGCUCAUCGAGAUUGACUCGGCCGUAAGUAGCAGCUGUGAUCUCGGUUUCGUUCCAGUGGUGCAAGCAUGCCCUGGACGUGAUGCAUGA
Messenger RNA from Symbiodinium natans, 333 nucleotides. NCBI's taxonomy places the organism in Eukaryota, Dinophyceae, Suessiales, Symbiodiniaceae. The record is from the annotation of a GenBank genome assembly.